Penicillium diatomitis is the source of this 495-nucleotide messenger RNA. RefSeq lists its product as uncharacterized. The record is from RefSeq and is a predicted model, not a curated record. The coding region runs from base 1 to 495 and encodes 164 amino acids. The transcript has a single exon. NCBI's taxonomy places the organism in Eukaryota, Fungi, Ascomycota, Eurotiomycetes, Eurotiales, Aspergillaceae.
AUGUCUACAACCUGGAACUCCUCCCAUUCCUUCUCUCAAGCGUCUUCACUCGCAUCUACCAGCGUUGCCUCCGCCACAGCUGCAACCAGAAGUCCCUCUUCACAUAUCGUGGGCGUGGUAGAACAACCCCAUCAGCCUCCCUUGAAUUACUCUCCACUCCCCGCAGCUCCCACCAACCCGGCCGGCGCAGCUUCACUGCCGCACUCAUCAGUCUCGGCAUAUCUCGCACAGCCCGUCAUGGCGCAAACACAGCCUCUCGCCCAAAGUCUUUCCAACCUCACCGGUGCUCCUGCAGUAGAACAACAACAAAUCGAGGGAACAGAGGUCACUCUCUCAACCCAUCAACCUGCUGCGCAUUAUCCUCACCAAGUGAGUGGGUCAGGAGGUCCUACCGCGACGGCGCCCUUUCUACAGGAUUUCAGUCUGGUGGCCGAGGCGGCGAAGCGGGCGCAAUUGUCUAUCAUUAUGCGUGAUCUGGAGAGUGUGACGCUAUGA